Messenger RNA from Lodderomyces oxycetoniae, 2010 nucleotides. RefSeq lists its product as uncharacterized. Bases 1 to 2010 code for a protein of 669 amino acids. NCBI's taxonomy places the organism in Eukaryota, Fungi, Ascomycota, Pichiomycetes, Serinales, Debaryomycetaceae. The record is from RefSeq and is a predicted model, not a curated record. The transcript has a single exon.
AUGUCCAUUGAUGCUACAUCUCCCUUCCUUUUCCAAUCCAGUUGUUUCGAUAUGCUAGACCCAAAUGAAUUUGUCCACUCUAAUGGCAACACUGCUUCUGCUAUUGUUGCUGCAGUUGGAGGUCCUAAUUUUUUGAUGAAUGAGCAAUACGAUAGUUUGAAUAUGACAAAUGCUGAUUUACCUAAAGUAAAAGAAGAAGAAGAAGAAGAAGCAGAAGAAGCAGAAGAAAAAGGAGAAAAAGAGGAAAUGGGAAUAAAGCUUUCAUAUGGGUACAUUGCCAAUCCUGGUGCACCCUCUAAUCAAGACCACACUUUUGGGUCAAACAGUAUAUACAAUGAUUCUGCCAAUGUCAAUUUGGCCUAUUAUACAACCAAUUUCAACUUCACUAAUAAUCAGUACAUUCCCAAUCAGCCAAGUCUAGUUGACCAUUAUGGAAGAUACCCACAAUCGCAACAUGUAAACACGUAUAAGACGACCCACAAUUUGAAUGAACCAAAUCUACUGUAUCCCCAUCAAAAUUCGACCUCGACAUCUUCUUCGAUAUACUCUUUCAACAGACAAGAUCAUUCAAAGCUAACUUACAACUCUUAUGACACACCACCAAAAUUAGCAUAUGACUCCUAUGACACGCCACCACCACACCCAAUCCAGAAUGGAAUUUCGUCAACUGAAAGUAACGACUCAUUAGCUUUUGCUUCAAUCGACAAUGUCCAUCAUGACAAUACACAAAACUCAUUGUCUUUUCCCAAUAUAUACUCGCCACUUUCAACGAUAAUGCCAAAUGGUUUUACAACUACUCAAAUUCCACAAUCGACACUUUUCAACCAACAGAAUAAAAACACUCCCUACAUUGCAUCUACAGCACCAUCCGUUGCUUUGGAUCAAUUGUCUUACAACAAUAAUACCAGUGUUUCUCCAAAUGUAAACAUGUUUGCUACUUCAGCACCUGUACUGUACCACCCACCGCACUCAUCAGCAAUCAAAACCAACUAUGAAUACUCUACUCCAACUAGUACUGCUAAUGCUACUAAUGUUGUUAGCGCCACCACCACAGCCACCCAUUACUACAAGAAUGGCUCCAGUUCUUCCCAGCUCAUACCUUCAAAAAGAUAUCGAGUUGUACGAGGGGUUUCAGCGGGGGGGUGCACCACGCGGCCCCCUAAGGAAUCUAUUUCUAGUGAUUCCACUUAUUUACCAGUCAAUCUAGAACUACGCGGAGCAAGUGUAGAAGAUAUUUGUUUUCCUACUUGGACACCACUGGAAAAAGAAGAUCGAAGAAGGAUCAUUAGAAUCGAAAGAAUUCAAAGAGGUCCAACUUUGAUUGCAAACUUUAGUAUUGUUGGUAGUGCUAAAGAAAACCCAAUUACAUUACCAGCCCCACCCAAUGUCGAUGUUAUUGAAGUAUCAUGUUUAGAAUGUGAUGUCAAAAUGAAUGACGAUUACGACUCUCCAUCAUCAGAAGAUGAAGUGUCAUCUACAUCUUCGCCGAAAAUAGGUUCUAAAUCUCCGCAUCAUUACACAAAAAACGACCCUGUCAGUGGUUCUUAUUACCAGUAUUAUAUCACCUCAGUUGAAUUAGUUGAAAUUGUUGAAUUGCUAAUUGGUACAGAAUUCAAAGAUGCCGCAGAAAAGAGGAGAGAAAGAGGUAGGGUUAGAUCUAACCUUGUGCCAUUUUGGUCAAAAAAGUCCAUCAGUUCCAAAAUGAGUGACACCUCCGCAUCAACAACACACGCGCAUUCAGAUAAUGGCAACUCAUCCUCAUCGUUGUCGACGUCAGUGCCCAUUUUAACUUCAACCUCUUUAUCAUCUAAUCAUAGCCAUAAUUUAACAAAUCAGGAUUACAGACUGGAAUUAGCACGAAGAAUAAUGGGGUAUGAUAUUAGAAAACCAAGAGGAUUCGAUAAGGAAGUAAGGAUUUUGAGAUGGGAUAAAUUAGUUUCUGCUUUGAAGAGAGCUCUACAAAGUUACUACACUGAAAUCCCCAAAGCUGAUUGCCAUUUGCAGUUUUAA